AUGGAGCUGAUCAUCUCUAACUCAAACCCUUUCCUUCUAACUCUUUUAGCCUUGUUCCCACUCAUCAUCUUCACACUUAUCAAGAAAAACAUCAAAUCAAGAAAGCUAAACCUUCCUCCAUCCCCACCAAAGCUUCCCUUCAUUGGAAACCUCCACCAAAUCGGUAACUUACCACACAAGUCACUCCACGACCUCUCCCUCAAACAUGGACCAUUCAUGUUCGUAAACUUCGGUGCAACUCGUUACCUAGUGGUCUCAUCCGCUGCUGCUCUCGAAGAGAUCUCCAAGAACCACGACAUUGAUUUCUCAAACCGACCAGCCAUCGCUAGCCUCCAGCCUCUAAAGGGCAAUGGCCAAGACAUGGUGUAUCAUCCAUAUGGAGAUCACUGGAAGCAGUUGAGAAAAGUAGGAGCUCUCCACCUCUUGAACAAAAACGCUGUCAACAAGUUUCAGACAAUGAGAGAUGAAGAGAUGUCAAGUAUGUUGAAGACCCUUGAUGUUUAUAACGUAAAUGGUGAAGACAUCGAUAUAACGGAUAUAUUCAACACCGUGGUGAGUAAUAUCUUUCUUAGGUCGUUCACGGGUAGUAACCAAAAGGAAGAUAAGACUACAAAGAAGUUUUUGGAUUGGGAUGUUAAGUUCAAGAAGCUCAUGGGAGCUUUCUGUGUUGCUGAUAUGUUCUCGAGCCUCGCUUGGGUCGACAGGUUUACGGGGUUUACAACUUUUCUAAAUAACAUCUACUCGGAGUUGGACGGUAUCAUGGAUAAACUCAUCAAUGAAAGAGAGAAGGAGAGUUAUGUGGACGUUCUUGUUCGUCUACGAGACGUCGAAAAACACGACUACGAUGUCAAAGCUAUCAUGAAGGGAACAUUUGUAGCGGCUAUAGAAUCCGUAGCACUGGAGCUUGAGUGGCUAUUCUCAGAACUCAUCAAGAACCCUGACGUUCUAAAGAAAGCACAAGAAGAAGUACAACGUGUAGUUGGGACCAAAUCCGAGAUAACCAGUAACGAAAUAGAACAAAUGCAUUAUUUGAGAUGUAUCAUUAAGGAGACGUUGAGGCUUCACCCACCAGGUAUAGUUCCAAGACAGACAUCUUCCAAGUGGAUAAAAGUAGGUGGCUACGACAUCCCUCCCAACACCAAAGUGCUUGUGAAUCUCUUUGCGGUCCAACGUGAUCCUAAGGACUGGGAGAAACCUGAUGAGUUUAUCCCUGAGAGGUUCCUGAAGAAGAACGUUGACUUCAUGGGGAGUAAAGGGUAUGUUCCGUUUGGGUUUGGUCGUAGGAAUUGUCCCGGUAUGGCUUAUGGUAUAGCGUUGCUUGAGGAGAUUAUUGCUAAUCUUUUGUACCGGUUUGAUUGGAAGAUGCAUGAUGGUUCUAAUCCGGAAGAGCUUAGCAUGGAGGAGAUAUCUCAGUUUGUUGUCAGUAGAAAGAUUCCUCUCAGGCUUAUACCAGUUCGCAGGGUGUAG
Eruca vesicaria subsp. sativa (arugula) is the source of this 1467-nucleotide messenger RNA. The record is from the annotation of a GenBank genome assembly. NCBI's taxonomy places the organism in Eukaryota, Viridiplantae, Streptophyta, Magnoliopsida, Brassicales, Brassicaceae.